Molecule: messenger RNA, 3902 nt
Organism: Cephus cinctus (wheat stem sawfly)
Lineage: Eukaryota; Metazoa; Arthropoda; Insecta; Hymenoptera; Cephidae
Product: ubiquitin carboxyl-terminal hydrolase MINDY-3 homolog
Exons: 6
Coding region: 261-1751 (496 amino acids)
Biological process (GO): protein K48-linked deubiquitination
Molecular function (GO): K48-linked deubiquitinase activity; calcium ion binding; cysteine-type deubiquitinase activity
Source: RefSeq, a predicted model, not a curated record
UAUGAAAACUUAAGUGAGUAUUUAUACGGAUUUUCGCCCAACACUUUUCGGAUUCGGUGAAUAAACUUUGUAGGUCCCCUCACGCUGAGUUGAAUAAGGCCUGUCUCGCAAGGUACAUCGCCAUCUAUUGUCGAACUUCCAACCUUGAUUAUUAGGACCAGUUACUAGCACAUGUCCCCCAUUGGGGAUACAGCCAUAAGGAAAGGAAGGAAGGAAGGAAGACUGUCGUGCAACGUAAUCUAUCAAGCUACUCCAGGAAUAUGCUUGUGGAAAAUUGCAUUGGCGCAGCAUGUAACAGCUGUCGUAUAACAAAUAAGUUAAAUGCUGAUUUAUGGUGUGUUCGUGAGGCAAUCAAAGAUCUCAGAACACUGCAAGUGAUGGCCGAAAAUGUGGCAACGAAAGAUGCCGAGAUUGUGCGAAACAUUAAAAUCCUCCUGUGGGGUCCUUCCGUCAAAGAAGACGUUUUUAAAAGAUGGGCUCAGGGAUUUUAUUUCAGUACAGAUGAGCCUACAGCUUUGGUUCAAACAGAAGGUGGUCCUUGUGCUGUCAUUGCUCCAGUUCAAGCUUUUAUAUUAAAACAGCUUUUGCUUGAACGGGAAGUUCAAAGUUGGAAAGACAUUAAAGUAGAAAAGUGUGAUCAGCUACUUGUAAGGGCUAUGACGGAAAUUGUAGCCCAAGCUGCAGAUAUGGAGAAUCCUAAAUAUUCUAUAGUGCACACAGAACAGAAUAACAUGACAGUCAAUGGAGAUAUAACUGAUUCAAAUAAUACAGCUAAAGUGAGCACUGUUCUGCUGGCAGAAGAAGACAGGAGCACUAGUGGUGCUACGAUGGAAAAAAAGUACACGCUAGACCCAGAAUCCUUUCAUUCUCAAUUAAGAAUACUAGUAGCAGAUGAUAUUGAUCAAGUGGAAAAAUUCUUUACUGAGAAGAUUAACACAUUAAAGGACUCCUUUGGCAUUCUUCUGCUACUUUAUACCGUUGUUUGCACUAAAGGUAUCACUGGAAUGAAAUCAGAAAUGUCAGAUCCCACAGAACCUGUUAUUGAUUCUACAUAUGGUUACGGGAGUCAAAGUUUAAUUAAUCUGAUGUUAACUGGUCGGGCAGUUAGUCAUGUAUGGGAUCAUGAUCAAGAUGUUGGUGGACUCAAAUUACGAGGAAUAGAUAAGCAGAACUCUGUAGGCUUUCUGGCACUGCUGGAGCAUUUACGUUACUGUGAAGUAGGAACGUUUCUAAAAUCUCCAUCUCAUCCUGUUUGGGUGCUUGGAUCAGAAACUCAUUUGACUGUUCUUUUCUCGCCGGAGAGACAACUAGUUAGUCCAGAAACGCCAACUGCGCAAGCCAGAAGAGUUUUUAAGAAGUUCGACCCCGAAGGCAAUAAUUUUAUUUCAGCAGAUCUUCUUCAAGACGUCCUGAGCGAACUCGGAUUAGUUGCCGAUUCAGAGUACGUGGAGAUCAUGAAAAAGAAGUUGGACAGUGAAACCCUAGGCAUUAUCUUGCUAGCUGCUUUCAUGGAUGAGUUUUUUCCUGAAGAGCAACGAACAUGUCCCGACACUUUCCCACUGUUUCAUUAUAAUGGUCUCCCACGUAGUAAUCCGGACAACAAGGUGAAGUAUCACAGAGGUCAAGCAGUAUUGUUGGAAUGCACUGUCAAAUGUAUUCUGGACAGUAAUCCAAUGUUAACGGUACUCCAGACGAAAUGGCCGAGCAUUGAAACACAGUGGGAUUUGAAUAAAACUCCCAGUUUGAAUUAAUUUUCAAAAACAAAAGAAUAAAAGUGACAUUAGAAUACAGUGAGCAGAUUUGGAGUAUCGUGGUAUUACUGCCAAUAUAUUGAAGUGUAAAAAAGGUGCGGUUAUCUCAUAACUGUAGCCUCAUAUAAGUCCUUUUACUAUGGCUUAUUGCCUUUCUUUAAAUUCUUUAAAGAAUCAAUAAUCUAUUCUUUUUUAUGUCUUUAAGUUUUCGGAGUGCUGAGAAAUACUAUGCUGCAUUUUUGUCGUUCAGCGUUUACACAAACUUAAGAAGGAAUAGCUAAGAACUCACUCGAAAACACGGUUGAUUUUCGAAAUUUUUUCUAGCAAUUGAAUUAUAUUUUAAGGCAUUUAUUUUUAUAUCACCAUGACGUACAUUAUUAAAAGUAUAAGUAGUAAUUUUUUAAUCGAAAAUUAUUUUGAGAUGGCAGACAUAUAAUUGUUGAGGCAAAGCGCGUUCUGAAGAUCUCUUUUAACAGUGAGUACGAUAUCUCGGGGAAUGUUCAUCUAAAAUCAAAAGAACAAACAGAUAUUUAAAGUAAACAAACUUUAUCUAGAUAUUGUCAUAGCAGAUUUUUUUGACAGUUUGCUUUUUUACACACAAAAAACUAAUGUCCAAAAUUAUCUUUUUUCAUACUGUCAAGUUUAAUCAUCCGCUAUUUUGUAAAAACAUGAAAAAUCGAAUUUAACUAGGACAGUAUUUAGUAAAGGUUAGAUUCUUCAACUUUUCUUUAUUUUUUGAUUUGAGAUAAGCUAUCUUCAAGAUAUCGUGUUCACCGUAAGAAAGGUUUUUCAGAACAUGCUCUGCGCCGACGAUCGUAUCUGCAUUAUUUUUAAAAUAUUUUUCAAUACAUAAAUUCAUAUGCAUACUUUAAAAUAUAUACUUUAUAGUAGUGUAAAAAUUAAUGGCUUAAAAUGUAAUUGCUAUAAAAAUUUCGAUAAACACUCUUGUUUUAGGAUGAACUCUAUUCUCUCUUAAUUAAUCGUCCAGUUUAUUCCGAGCAGUUGAUACGCAAAGUAAAGCAGUAUCUUUGUAGUAAAUAGCUGUUUCUACCGCUCUUUUUUAAUUGAACUAUUUGAUAUGGAUAUAGUGCUUUAAUAGAGAAAUAAAGGUUUACGGUGUAACUAGGCCAAUGGCUUUCAUUUUUUCCGAUUAAAAUAAACAUACAAGUGGUUAAUCACGCUUAAACGCCAAACAAUGGAACGUAGGUCCCAGUUUCAGAGCAUUUCAGACUAUUUAGAAAUUUACAAGCGCACGGACUUAAUGAGGAAAUGAUCGAGUGUCUGGUGAGAUAAAAUCCUCUGAUAAAGUUUUCCAUUUUGCGGACUGAAUAUAUAGCAGUAGGGAAGAUAUUGUUUUAUUAAACUGAGUGUAAUAGGAAUAUAGAUAUACGAAGAUCGCCUUCUUACUAAUGUAAUUCGGUGAACGAUCCAAAAAGUACGUUUGUAAGUGUAGAAUGUUAGGUAUAUGAAAAACGGGGAAAGAUAAAAGUAUUUUGAGUGGGUCCCAACCCAAACGACAAUUUUCGUAACUUAACAUGAGAAUUAUCGUAUAGGGUUGAUCCGUGAUGGGUUGGGUCCUACUCUAAUAUUGUAGUUGGUUUAUGUAAUAUUAUUAUAUACAAAUAUCGUCAUAAGAACUUUUUGCUUAUAUUUUUACUACGUAUGAAAAAUAUACGCGUAGAAAAUUAUUGAUAGAUACGUUUGAGUAUAAUACAUUACAAUAUCUUACUACUUUGUCUUAUUUCAUAUGCUGCAUGGUGAUGAAUUCCAAGACAAAAGAUUAAUUUUCUUUUCUUUUUUCUUGCACACAUUGGCGUUUGCUCUAAAAGAGUUACCAAAUCAAAAUUGAUUAUUAUUAGAGGAUGUUGUAACAGCUAUGAUCCUUAGAAAUCAAAAAGAAUUUUUAAGCAUAUAUAGGAAAAUUAAAACUUAUUUUUAAUGAAUUUUCUGUAGCCUAUAAUUCGUAUUAAGGUCAGAAACUUGUGUAUACAAACAAAUUAGUAUCGAUAAUAUUACUUUACUGCGUUUCAAUUCGACCAUCCUGCAACAUACCAAUGAAUUGAUGUAAACGAACUAUAUGCAGAGACUGAAAAAUAUUAUGCAUACUUUGCGUGAAUUCACGAAUAUUAAUAAAAAUGACUAUAGAAAUCA